AUGGUCAAUUGUGACAAACGGGGCCUCUUUGGAGAAAAUGCCGAAAAGAGAGUUCCACAUACUCAGGAGAGGAAAAAGGCACUGCAAGGACUCAAGCCUAUGAAAAGACAGGCUAAACGUCUAUGUUCUGUAGUAAUUGCUAGUGGGGAUUUCAAAAGUGAAGCCUUUACUGGUGUAUCUCACUCUGAAAAUCCUGUGUUUUCUAGAAAAAAGUGUCAUCAAUGUGGGUUCAGCAGACCCAUCCCACCUCGGGGUGGCAACGCUCUCACGACCAAGCACGCAGGAGUUGGGUCACAGCUCCCAGCACCUUUUGUGCUUCCUGAGAACUCUCGUGACCGAGGAGGAAAUGGGGAGGGUGAGAAGAGGACCCCAGAGCUGCUGGGGAUUAACACUCACACCUCCAGCUAUAGGGCUGGGCACACCUUUGACAGCACUCCACUGGAUACAUUUCGCUCCAACACUGAGCUGAAAAUUAAUACCAUCAGUCCUCUCAAGCUCAACAGUAGUGGUCACAUUCCUAAUGGCUCAGUGAAUGGCCACACACUGAGAAAUGGCAGUGUGCACAAUGGUUCACUUUCUUUAGCUAUUCAUGGAAGAAGUGUAUUUGAUACUGAAGCUGAUGUUGAUAUAGCAAGUGUUGCAGCUCAACGAGACCAGUUGAGAGGUACCAGGAGUAUACGUGGAAUGAUGGCGCCGGUUAUGAGUAAGGAGGAGGAAUCACAUUCGAGGAGUGCCAACCGACGAAUGAGUCUCAAUAAACAACAUGGUGAAUCCGUCCUUGGAGAUCAUGAAUCUAAAGAUAUUGCGUUUUCAUCCACUGAAACUAAAGAGAAUGGAGAUAAAAGUGAUGUGCUUGGAAAUCUUGUAGGAAACAGGAGUGGAACCAAAAUUAACAACCAUGUACAUGGUUUGCGUAUUGGUAUAGGGGAAAUUGGUUUGAGACCACGUGGGGAUUAUCUAGAUGCUACUAGAUUUGGUGAUAUAAUGGUUCAGUCUAUGAGAAGACAAAGUUUGAGAGGCUCUAAACAGAGUCUAUUAGAUGGAAACUAUGGGAGUUUAGAGUCUAAUACAAGUUCAAGAAUGAGUAUGGGAACAGCUAGUCCAGAUGGUGACAAAUAUCCAGUUUCUGAGCAGGGUUAUGCUGAAAUGAAAAGAAAAUCCCAGCUGAAGUUUCUACCUAGUGCCCAUGAGGAUAUCCAGAUCCUCAAUCUGCAAGGCUUCAUGGAUGCCUCAGGAGCUACAGUUGAUGGAGGCAGCACCAGUAAGCGAAAACAUAAGAAGAAGAGAAAUAAGAGAUCUGUAGAUUCUGGGAACAUAGAUAAAGGAAGAGAAACAUAUAAACUCAAUGCAAAAUCCCGAAGAAAGAGAAAUCACAGACAUUUGAAGAGUCAUUUAAGUGAUGAUGAUGAAGAGAUGAUGUUAAAAGAUAUUGACGAUAUUGAUAAUAAAGUAGCAGGACUUGUUUUAGGGCCAGAAAAUGUAAAUAAAGAAUCUACUGGACAACCCAUCACCUUGGAUGAAGCCAGCAACCUAAGACAUAUUCUUACCGGAAGUCCUGCCCAGCCUCUUCCAACAGAAUGGUUGUCUCAAAAUUUUAAACAAAAUACCAAUCCAAAUUUAUCUUAUGGGCUCAUCCAAAAAAAGGGUGGCCCAUGUGGAGUACUGGCAUGUGUUCAGGCAUAUAUGAUGAAGUGUUUGAUAUUUGGCACAACUGUAGCUCCCAACACAAGUCCCAUAAGUCCACUGAGACCAUCAGAGAGAGAGUGGUUGUGGGCCUUAGGUGUAGCAAUCACAGAGAUACUCUGGAAAGCUGGCCAGGAACAGAAGGCAGUGCUGGCUUUGCCUGGUUCUUUUGCUCAUUUUACUGAGCAUGGUAUUGGUCGCUACAGCCAAGAUGGAAUGACUGAGUCUCUCACUUUGCAUGAGUUUGUGGAGCUGCAAGACCUUUAUGAUGCUGUAACUCGAUAUAUCUCGGCUUUCACCUCAGAGAAUAGUUCAGGAUGUGUCAUUCUGCUGUAUUCUCUGAUAUUUACCAGAGGCAUACAAAACAUUCAGACUGAUAUGGAUGAAGGUGGAGGACAUCUUAUAAGUGCACAUGGAUAUUCUUCCCAAGAAAUUGUUAAUCUCCUUCUGACUGGAAGAGCUUUUACUAACACUUUCAAUGGAGAUCAGACUUUAGGAAAUAAUGCUGGGCAAUCACUUGUACUUCAUGGAAUCACCCAUAAAGCAGAAAUUGGUCUUCUUUCACUUUUUGAACACUAUGAUUGUUUCAAGGUAGGUAAAGUAUGUAUAAGCGAAAGAGUAUUUAUUAUAAAAAUUGGCAGAAUGCUGUAUGUUUAUUUCUUCAAAACAGAAUAAUUCUUUUAAAGAAAC
Cherax quadricarinatus is the source of this 2373-nucleotide messenger RNA. The record is from RefSeq and is a predicted model, not a curated record. Lineage: Eukaryota; Metazoa; Arthropoda; Malacostraca; Decapoda; Parastacidae.